CAAGAAGAAGUGGAGGAAGAGGAGGAAGGAAGAAGAAGAAGAUAGGUGGGAUUUUUUUAAAGGCGCUUUCAUGAAUGAGAACGGAGACGGGGAGGUCUUCUUGGUGCGCUCGUGAGCGGAGGCGGCAGAAGCGGUUUCCAUGGCGGCGAGGGACCGUCGGAGAGGGGGCGGCGGCGGCGGCGGCGACGUCUCGUGGAGCAGGUUCUUCUGGUGCACCGUCUUCGCUGUCCUCUCUUGCGUUCUCUUCACCGUCUUCACCUUCUCCACCCUUCGCCUCUCCUUCGGAGAAACUUUUCAACCGGUGGUAGUCCCCUCAUGGCGGAUUCCGGCGAUGAGAGCCGUCUCCGGCGACUCGGAACCCGCUCCGUCGGUUUCGAUAAGGGAAACGGUCAUAUUCCCCGACCAGGCGGUGAUUUUCCUCAAGUACCCUCCGUCGUCUCGCUUAUUUACGAGGGAGGACAUUCACUGCGUCUACGUGGCGGCCUCAGACUCGGCAAAGCUGCGGCUCAAGCAGCCGCCGGCUGGCGUGGACAGCGAUGAUUCCGGCGAGCAGAUCGUGCGGUGCCCGCUUGCCGAGAACGGGUCCUUGGUGUCUCUCGCAUUCGAGUCCGAUGAACACGUCCCGCCCGGGCCGAGCCAUAGGUGGGACUCACUGGUGUAUGAGGCCGUGAUCGACCGUGAUAACACCACGAUCGUUUUCGUGAAGGGCCUCAAUCUCCGGCCCGAGAGGGUCUCCAACGCGUCGAGGUUCGAGUGUGUCUACGGCUGGGAUUUCAGGAAGCCGAGGUUCCUGUUGCGAUCCGAUGUCGAGUCGAUCGCGCAGGAGAUUGUGCGGUGUAAAACUCCCAUGAGUGUCUUGAGUAGUCCGGAGAGGAACGACGCCUCCGUCAAGGUCUCGAUCAGGGUAAAGGGCGGGCGGACGUUGCGCUCCAUAGCCCGGCCGGGCCAUCGGGCUGCGCUCAAGCCGCCGGCCAGGAAGCUCCACAACAUGUGCAUUUGCACGAUGGUGAGGAACCAGGCCCGGUUCAUCAGGGAAUGGGUCGUUUACCAUGCCCGGAUUGGAGUGCAGCGCUGGUUCAUCUACGACAAUAACAGCGAGGACGACACAGACGACGUGAUCGAGUCCCUUGCCUACGCCAAUUACAACAUCUCGAGGCACGUGUGGCCGUGGAUCAAGACGCAGGAAGCCGGGUUCGCCCAUUGCGCGAUGCGGGCACGGGACGCGUGCGAGUGGGUCGGGUUCAUCGACGUGGACGAGUUCUUUCACCUGCCCACAGGUCUGUUCCUGGACGACAUCCUGAGGAACGAGUCGAGGCCCAGUAACGUGGCCGAACUGAGGGUCUCGUGCCACAGCUUCGGUCCAUCGGGGCUCAAGCACGUGCCGAGGCAAGGGGUCACGGCGGGGUACACCUGCAGGAUGGCGGCCCCGGAGCGGCACAAGAGCAUAGUCAGGCCCGAGGCGCUGAACUCCACGCUCAUCAACGUGGUGCACCAUUUCCACCUGAGGAGCGGGUUCACCUUCGCGAACAUGGACCGCGGGGUGAUGGUGAUCAACCACUACAAGUACCAAGUCUGGGAAGUGUUCAAGGAGAAGUUCUACCGGCGGGUGGCCACGUACGUCGCGGACUGGAACUCGGAGCAGAACGUGGGGUCCAAGGACCGAGCCCCGGGCCUCGGGACCAAGGCCGUGGAGCCCCCGGACUGGCCGAGCCGGUUCUGCGAAGUCGAGGACACGGGCCUCAGGGAUCGGGUGCUGCAGGUGUUUGCCGACCCGCGGACGCGGCUGUUGCCGUGGCAGGAGGCACAAAGUAGGGAACCCUCGCAAGAAAUGGCGAUGGAGGUGCCAAAGCAAAGCCCCAAGGACCCGAAGAACUCGCGGGCGCAUCCAGAUAGGGGGCGAGAUGGCUCGAAGGAGGAGACCUUGUUCAGCCCGAGGCUCAAGUCGGCGGCCGCCAUGGCAGGUUGGGAUGAGGAGACACUCGUGAUCGCGAGCCUCAUCGUGGACGACACGCCGGUUCGCGAGUUCAAGCAGAAGAAGCGAUCGGAUCUGAAUUUCAAGACUCCCCCUUCGAAUUCGAGAAGGAAACGAAGGGAUCAGAGGAAGAGUCCUGCUCCAUUGCCCGCGACCAUUCUUAAUCUGGAUGAUGAAGAAACUAAAGCUACCGAGAGGAAGGACAAUAAGACCCUAGUGAAAGAAGCCGCAAAAGACGAAGAGAAAGGCGAAAUACCCGAGCCGGGAUCCUGUGACCCGAGUCUGGCCAUUCCGUGCUUGGACCGACUCAGGGAAGAACUUUCAUGUGCAAUCUGUCUGGAAGUUUGCUUUGAACCCAGUACGACGUCUUGUGGUCACAGUUUUUGCAAGAAAUGUCUUCAAUCUGCUGCGGACAAAUGCGGGAAGCGAUGCCCAAAGUGCAGGCAGAUAAUCAGCAAUGGAAGAUCCUGCACUGUGAACACAGUCCUGUGGAACACAAUACAGCUUCUGUUCCCGAAGGAGAUUGAAACGAGGAAGGCCACCAAAUCCGGGGGAGCAGAAACUCGAGAACGUGAAUCUCAGAAACCGGAAAGAAGAGAGAGUUACAACCAUUCGCGCAGGAGUCUUCGAUCAUCAGUUGCAUCGAGCAGAGACGCGAAUGCAGGGAGGAGAAGAGGAUUGCCGAGCCAGGAUGAGGAUGCUGCAUUUGCUCUGAGGUUGCAGAGAGAAGAGUUCAUGGAGGCUUUCCGGGGAAUUAAUGAGAGUUCCGGAACUUCACUAUCCUCGGCCAGAGCAAACUUAAGAGCCAUGGCUUCCAGAGCCAUCAACCUUAGGAUUAGAAGCCAACACAUCUAGUGCUGGCUUUUUUAUGGUUCAAGAUUUCGUUGUAGGCUUGGUAUAUUCCUUCUAUUUUUGUCACGAGGUUUAUGGCAAGGAUCUUUUUGUCAUAAGGGAGCGUAAGAUCAUUAAUUCUUCACUGACUAAAUCGAAAGUAGUUCUGAUUCUUUCUCA
Messenger RNA from Syzygium oleosum, 2983 nucleotides. Its product is annotated as glycosyltransferase family 92 protein RCOM_0530710. The coding region runs from base 140 to 2827 and encodes 895 amino acids. The record is from RefSeq and is a predicted model, not a curated record. NCBI's taxonomy places the organism in Eukaryota, Viridiplantae, Streptophyta, Magnoliopsida, Myrtales, Myrtaceae. Gene Ontology annotation, molecular function: metal ion binding. The transcript has 8 exons.